AUGGCAGCAGGAGUGCGCUGGACUCGGCUGGCUUCUGCACCUCCGAGGACUACGAGUUUGUCGUGCUGUCCAGCCAGGCUGAAAUGCAGCUUCUCAACCAGCAGCUCGGUGGACACGCUGGAGUGCGCGACGAAGACGGCCGCCUCCGGGUCUCGCACGUUCAACUUCUGCCCCAAUUCUGCUCUGAACUGCCAAGUGACGCUCAGCGGCACACAUCCAGCCUUGACGGACUACUCCAGGAAAGACUGCUCCGUGUACUCCGUCUACUCCAAGCCUCCUGCUAAACCUGGCACAAAACGCUACGUGCUGAGCACCGGCAUCAUAGGCAACGGCACUCCAAGUUCGCUGGACUCAGCCGGUUUCUGCACCUCCGAGGGCUACGAGUUUGCCGUGGUGUCCAGCUUUGCAGAAAUGCAGCUCCUAAACCAGCAGCUUGGCGGAAAAACUGGAGCCAUCUGGACUCGAUGUUCUGGACCAUGUCUGGCUUGGCACCACCUGAACAUCUCGAUGUACUGGAGCGAUGGCACUCCCCUCAACGACUGCGAGAUCAAACUGAGCACCACCUCCGGACCCUGCAGGACGCAGGAGUGGUACGACGUCACAAUUCAUCCUAGGUCGUGUUCAGAAGGAACCAUACCUGUUAUAUGUCAGGUUUAUGACUGAGCGCUAGAUUGGUGCAUGGUGCACUCUGUGAAAUGAGUAGCUCAUUGUCCCAGUAGCGAUGAUUUGUUUUCUUUCGUGUGGGUAAUCGUGAGCCAGUUAAACCUGGCAAAAGGGUGUUAGUCUAUUUUCUCCUCCUGUUGUAGGUAAGAAAAUGGGUCAUAAUUUUGAAAGUAUGACCCAUUUAUUUUUCUGAUUAAAUGUGAAGGAUUACAACGUAAAAAACAUAAAUUUGAUUGCAAUGAAAGUGCGUAGAACAUUCUAAACGUUAAUGACAUGUGGAUAAUUGUCUAAUUGUAUUUGCACAUGAGUUCAUGGAUAAAAUUACAUAUGUAUGUCACUUGUGAAAUAAGAUAUUGAUUCUCUGCGACGUGACUCAUCAUUUUAUUCGUUAAUAUAAACCUGCUACUAGCCUUUAAACCUAUAGAUACUGGAUGAUCGAAAUGAUUCGGUUUAUAAAUCUUCCUUUUCCUUGCCAUUAAAUGUUGGUCUGAAUUAGAGAAGGUUUAAGGUAAAGCAAGGAGUCCCACUUCAUGUGUAAUUUUGAGUAGUUAUACUCUAUUAAUGGUUGGUCGCUAAGACGAUUAAUAAAUUUUGAGUUGUUAUACUCUAUUAAUGGUAGGUUACUUAGAUGUACAAUAGAAACAGCAAACAAGGCAAAAGUUUAUGUACACUGUACAAGCUCUGAAUACUGCAUUCCACAAGCAUCUACAUUUCACGAAUGUUUUUCCUUUUUGAAUUAUAUCUUAAUAAUACAAAUUAAGCUCUUACUGUAUAAAUUAAGCUCUUAAGCUCCUACUGUGGGAAAUAUAGUGUCCCACCAUAUGGAGAAUACACCGAUCUAUUUUUCUGAGUGAUCGGGCUGUGACCAUGCAUUUGUGUUGUUCCGUCACAAGCCUCAGGCAAGCGCAGGCGUCGCUCUCUGUCAACUAAAAACGUCUCGCCGGGAGCCAUGUUAUGAAGGCCCAAGAGUCUGUUGUAUUUUAAGCAUCGCAGCACAAGUUUACUUAUUAUUAUA
Messenger RNA from Hyalella azteca, 1678 nucleotides. RefSeq lists its product as uncharacterized. The transcript is spliced from 4 exons. The coding region runs from base 1 to 663 and encodes 220 amino acids. The record is from RefSeq and is a predicted model, not a curated record. Lineage: Eukaryota; Metazoa; Arthropoda; Malacostraca; Amphipoda; Hyalellidae.